GAAGGAGGGGGAAAGGCACCAACCAGCAGCCGCUCCAGCCCUGUCGAAGUUUCACUUUUUGUCUGUGGGUUCGCUCCCGGGCCCCGCGCGAGCUUUCCCGGGAUAAGUAGCUUUAGCGAGCGGCACAGAGCCGGGCGCCGCAAGGAAUUGAGGACAUCUUGACAGCGAGGGUAUUGGAAGCCAGACCAGUACCUGUGUUCUUAGAGCUCCUGGGGUCCCCGCCAGCCCCCAUCCCAGGUGAUCUUCAGCAAGACCUCUGGUAGGAGCAUUGAGUCCCUGAGACAGAAUUGAAGAUACAGCCUGGUCACUGAUUCGUUGUUCCCCUGGACACUCAUCAGAGGCAAGAUCCUGCUCCUCCACUGACACUAGCGCUGCAGUUGUGUGUGCACUGAUCCUGUAAGAGCCAGCCAUCUGAGAUUCUACAACAAUGUCUCACCCAUCCUGGCUGCCACCCAAAAGCACUGGUGAGCCCCUCGGCCAUGUACCUGCACGGAUGGAGACCACCCAUUCCUUUGGGACCCCCAGCAUUUCAGUAUCUACACAGCAGCCUCCCAAGAAGUUUGCACCAGUAGUUGCUCCAAAACCCAAGUACAACCCAUACAAGCAGCCUGGUGGUGAGGGAGACUUUCUUCCACCACCACCUCCACCCCUAGAUGAUCCUGGUACACUUCCAUCUGGCUCUGGAAACUUCCCUCCUCCGCCAGCCAUUGACGAAGGCGCCUUUAAGAUGCAGCAGGGAAAUCCUGGAGGCAAGACCCUUGAGGAGAGACGCUCCAGCCUGGACGCUGAGAUUGACUCCUUGACAAGUAUCUUGGCUGACCUUGAGUGCAGUUCCCCCUAUAAGCCGCGGCCCCCGCAGGGCUCUACUAGUUCAACAUCAUCUCCUCCAGUCUCCACACCUGUUACAGGACACAAGAGAAUGGUCAUCCCAAACCAACCCCCUCUAACAGCAACCAAGAAGUCUACAAUGAAACCACAGCCCGGCCCCCAAGCUGGCCCCAUUCCUGUGACUCCAAUAGGAACACUCAAACCCCAGCCUCAGCCAGUUCCAGCCUCCUACACCACGGCCUGUACCCCUACCAGGCCCACCUUUAACGUGCAAGUGAAGUCAGCUCAACCCAGCCCUCAUUACAUGGCUGGCCCUUCCUCAGCGCAGAUGUAUUGCCCAGGGCCCCACGGCUGUGGCAUUCAGCCAGCUCAUGUCUCUGGGCCAUGUCCACCUCCUUCAGCUCGGCCUGGUACCGACUAUGCAUAUAUUCCACCACCUGUACUUCAACCUGAGCCUGGAUACGGGUAUGCCCCCAACCAAGGACGUUAUUAUGAAACCUAUUGUGCAGCAGGGCCUUCCUAUGGAGGCAGAAAUGACUGCAAUCCUGCCUAUGGUCAACAAGGUCACCCGAGUACCUGGAAGCGGGAGCCAGGAUACAAUCCUCCUGUAGCAGGGAACCAGAACCCAACCGGCAUGUACACAGCCACUGGUCCCAAGAAGACCUAUGUGAUGGAUCCUGUUUCAGGCCCUGGUGCUCCACCACUGCAGCCAAAGGGUGGACACACAGUGUCAAUGGGGCCUGCAUCUGUCCCCCCUUCAUUUCGUCCAGAAGAUGAGCUUGAGCACCUGACCAAAAAGAUGCUGUAUGACAUGGACAAUCCACCUUCUGAAGAAUACUUUGGUCGCUGUGCUCGCUGUGGUGAAAAUGUAGUUGGGGAAGGUACAGGAUGCACCGCCAUGGAUCAGGUCUUCCACGUGGAUUGCUUUACCUGCAUCACCUGCAACAGCAAGCUCCGCGGCCAGCCCUUCUACGCUGUGGAAAAGAAGGCUUACUGCGAGCCCUGCUACAUCAACACCCUGGAGCGAUGCAAUGUGUGCUCCAAGCCCAUCAUGGAGCGAAUCCUUCGUGCCACAGGGAAGGCCUAUCACCCUCACUGCUUCACCUGUGUGAUGUGCCACCGCAGCCUGGAUGGAAUCCCCUUCACUGUGGACGCCGGUGGGCUCAUUCAUUGCAUCGAGGACUUUCACAAGAAAUUUGCUCCCCGCUGCUCUGUGUGCAAGGAGCCUAUCAUGCCGGCCCCAGGCCAGGAGGAGACCGUCCGCAUCGUGGCUCUGGAUCGCGAUUUCCACGUCCAAUGCUACCGCUGUGAGGAUUGCGGUGGUCUUCUGUCUGAAGGCGAUAACCAGGGCUGCUACCCACUGGAUGGACACAUCCUCUGCAAGACCUGCAACUCUGCCCGCAUCAGGGUGUUGACCGCCAAGGCGAGCACAGAUCUUUAGAUUCAGUCACCUGUUUAGCUGGUUGGUAGAUGGCGCUGAGAAGAAUGAUACACAAGGGAAACACAUAGGAAAAUAGAGGAAAUGCAAUCAAUCUGUGAGAUGGUCUCAAUUCUUCAUCUGCUGUUAACUUUUGUUGAGAAACACAUAGUUGGUAAGAUGUUUUUUCACUUCUCACCAGAAUACACAUUUCACAUUUAAUCAUGCAGGCCCUUGGUGGGCCUUUGUUCCAAGUACUUCUACAUUUUUGCACGGAUUAUGUUCCAUCCCAUUCACUUCUGCAUUCCUGUAACUUUUAAUCCCUAUGUUUGUCUCACUUUUCAUCUGGUUGAAUGGCUUUUUCUACCGUGGUAUUUGCUGUCACACAGUUUUUCCUGGAUGAGGCUGCCAACUCACAGGUGGUUUUAGGUUUAAAGUCUCCAUCCUAUCACUUCCAUGCUGCCUGUGAUUAGAAAGGUUAGCCAUUCUUUUGCCAUGGGUUUAAAAAUAUUUUUUUCUGUUGCUCUAUACCACUCGUGUCCCUUGGGGCAGGGACCAGGGGGAGGAAUAUAUAAUUUCUGUAAUAAGGAUUUAAGUUGUAAAAUACCUGAGUUAAAAUAAGUUAAAAUUUAAUUUGCAACCAUCCAAAUUUAAAAUCUCUAGUAACCAGUGGUCAGGGCUCAAUGAAAACAAUUAUCAGCCCACAGUUAAUGAGUGGUGAAAGAGAGCUGAGCUUCAAUUUUUUUCUAAACAGAUUAGAUUUGGGAUACAGUAGAAAAAGUAUUUGGGGGAAUAUGUUUGAAAAACCCUUUAUCCUGCAACAGCCCCACAGAUUUCCCUUUUUGAUGCUACCUGGACAAAAGACAAACUUGGCUUUCUCUGGAAUCGAACAUGUCCAGUACCAUCCCACUCUUCAUCUUAGGAAGCUAAGAAUUGUCAUGGUUUUUCUAAGAUCCAAACACAACUACCAAAAUUGAUUUUUUUUUUCUUCUAUAGAAAGAUAACUAUAAAGAACAGUUCAAACUCCUUUAUGUUCCUCCAGGCCCAGACCAUUUUUGCCUGACAAUUGCAAAUCAGGGCAGAGAAAAUAAAAUUGUGUAGCUUUGUAUAGUUUACUUUAAAAAGAAAGGAAAUCUUAAGAAGAUUGUGAAACCACAGUUUCAUUAUUAUCCUAAUCCUUCUGCAACUCAAAUUACAUAUUGCGGGAGACAUUUUCAUAUCAUCGACGUGACAUUUAUACCACACUUUCAAAGAUAAUCACUGGAAAAAAAAUUGUCUUUCUGAGCUAAAAAUAUGCAGAGUCUCUGCCUAGAAUCUUUAUUCAAAUUCUUAUUAGCCAGUGAAACACUCGCAUGCCAACUGCAGAACCAUAUUUAUUAAGUUCUAGCAUGUUUCAUUUAAGGAGAGACACCUACCUUAGUAACGGCAAGUUGCCAUUUUGUAAACUACGUAUUUUGGAUUGAGAUUUCUUAAACCUUUCUUCAGAUCUUCCACAAGUAUAUACUUUUAAAUUAUGGAGUAUUUUAAAUAUACAAAAAGGUAUAAAUAAUAAUAUAAUGAAUCUCUAUAUACCUAACACCUAGUUUAAGAAAUCAGAUAUAACAAAUAUAGUUACAUUCCCCUGUGCACCCUUGCCUUAUUCCACAAAUAUCUUUCUCAUAAUUAUAAAAUGAUAGUUUUCUAGACUGAUUUUUUUAACACCAGAAUAAUAAUGAACAACUAUUUGUGCAUGUUUUAAAUCACAACCCAUGCCUCAGGAGUUCCAAUUAAAUUUAUUUUACUUGAAUAGAAAUAAUAAAAAUGCUUCUUUAAAUAACAAGAAGACAUUCUGAAGCCUAUGGUCGCUGUGUAGCUCAUCUUAGUUAAUUUGUGGCACAUUUGCUUUUGUCACGACACAGUUUGGUGUUGAAACCACCCAACUUACACCUUUUAAGAGCUUCUUUGACCACUGUGCUUUUCUUACCUUGUUUCUCUUAUCCUAGGCUUAUAUUUCUCACAGUGUGAAAUAUAAUGAGACUCACGUAAGGCAGCAUGUGAGUUUUAGGAUACAAUAGCAAUUGUACCUUUGAAUUCCUGUCUUCCAAAUUCAAUGCCAGACCCUACUGAUGGCCUCAGAGCACACUGACUCUUAGACAACUGGGGUGAUAACAGAUCAAUUCAAGCAGAUUAUAUUAACUUGUAUUCUGUUAAAUACUUAAGGAAAAUUGUCUUUAGGCCAAAAGCAGAGGGUCCAAUUAAUUGAGGGAUAGAUUUCAUCUUGGGAAAUACCAUCAUAUUAUUGUAAAUUUUGCCAGAAGAAGAAUUUAUGAAAUAUUUAUACUAUUAAAAUGCAAUAACAUCCUACUUGAUACACUUAAAUCCUUAUGUAACUGAAUGUUUACAUGCCAAAAGAAAAAGUUAGAAGAAAAUGCUGUCACAGGCCCAUCAAUGUGACAUUGCCAGCACAAUAUUGCUUGCUUAUAAUCUUUAUAGUGUAUUUGUAUCACAUAACCUCAGAGUAUCUUUACCAAAGAUUUUUUAACUAAAUCUCUUUUUAAUGUAGACUUGUACUUUUAUAAUAAUGAAUGUGCACACAUUGUUAAGCACAAAUAUUUAGAUUUAGACAUUUUUUUCUUUCACUAGGUAUAAUAAGGAAAGGAUCCUACCACAUUUUAUUCUGGGAUUUCUUAAAUAUAUGAUUUAUAUUACUUUCUUAUCCUUUCUAUUAAUCAUUUGAUUUAAAUAAUGCCAAGUCACACUUAACUGUUUUAGUUACAUGAAAUGUUGCCUAUAACAGAAAUAGAAAGAUUGUCUUAGCUAAUGAUUAUACUUACAUUGUCUUUUGGUAUAUCAUCCUGAGUGUUAUCACUUAAAUAUAUAGAUAAGAGGAAAAAUAUCAAAGAGACUAUAACAGAGUUUGUAAAAAUACACAUGCUUUUAAAAAUUGUCAACAGCACAAAUAUUUGGUAAUUCUGUGUAAUGUGGAAAACAUGGGAAAGAAAAACAACCCACUAUGUCAUGGGCUCUACAGGUCAUGUCAAAAUGAGAUUUCUUAAUUAUUUGGAUCCCCAACUCAGACAGACUCAGUGUUGAGCUUCAUUGGCAAACAAAAUUACCUAUAAAACUCAAAAACAUGUGUGUCUCAGCAUAAGACAUCAAGGUUGUAAGAUGCUGGUCUCUGUUCAGCUCAAAGAUGUGGGUUAUUUUUCUUGUUAACACCUUAUUUUUUCUGUACAAGCAAUUUACUAUGUUGGGGUGUACUGAUUCAUGAGGUGAACUUAUAACAUUAUAUCAUUUUUUAUGAAAGAUUCUGAAAAGAUGUUUAUGGUAAAGUUUAUAGGAUAUAAAACUCUAACUGCAUUGAAUCAAGUAUUUGGUAUUUUGGUCCAGAGGGAAAAAGAGUACUUUCUCAAUGGAGCAGUAGUAUAGAGUUGGUAGAGUAAAAACAGGACUCUGAAAAGACACAGUUUCCAACCACCUUCCUCAUUAGUAAAAAUCCUAUUAAUGUGAACCAGCCAGGGAUAACAGUGUUAUUUCUAUUUGAUGUGGUUUGCGCUUCUCUUGUCAAAUCUGUGUCGGCUGCCCCCUGACCCUUCCAUUAUCAAGUUUUGAAGGGUGUUGGGGAAAUUAUGGCAGCUGCUAGGGAGAUCAGGGAAACACUGAUGUAACCUCACAGCCUCUCACCAUUUCUCUUGGCUUGGAAAGGCUUCUUUUUCAUAUACAUUUCUAGAAAUAUUGCUAUUCUACCUUAGUAUUUCACAUUUGUAGUUUAAACAAGCGAUUGUCCAUCUGUUGCCUAGAGCUACAGUACAUGUGUGUUAUGAAUGAAAUAUGACAGCAUGUUCCAUACCCCUGCUUUAGCCAUCUGUAGGAAACCAGCAAACUGAAAAAGAUAUACCUCUGCAAAAUGUGCCUCAAGUCCAUUUCCUGCGAUCAGUUUUUGUGCACUUUCAUGAAAGACAAUCAGAGAGCAAUACCUAUGUGUGCCUUAUUUUUUAAAAUUCUACUUACACUACUAUAAAUAUUCCACUGAAAGUCAAAUAAUGUAAAUAAUCUCCAAAUCAUAAUAUCAAAAAAAUGAAAUCCAGAGAGGUCCCAAAUUGUCAUGUUAAUGUAGUCUAAUCAUAUUUUUCUCCUUUUGGAAGCACCUUAUGGGCCCUUAAAGUAGGAAACCCUUUCUUAUGCCACAAAGAAAUAUAUUGGAUGCGGCUUGUGUUGAUGCUUUGAUCUUUCUCUAGUUUGGGUCAGAUAAUGACGACAGAGGCUUUAACAUGAAUGUUUAACAUCCAUUCAGCAUACCCAUUAUUUUGAAUUAUUUGAGAUUUGUAUGUUUCUUUGUCUAGUAAUGGACAGAUGAGUUGGGAACCCCCGUUGUGAUCAAGUCAUUCAUAGGGUACAAUUAUGAGCUUUUCCAUUCAAAUUUUUUGACAGAUAACCAGACAGAAUUUCUCUCAUAAAACUAUUGUUUGGUUAGCAAAGCUUUAUUUCAAGCCUUUUAAAAAAUUACCUGACUAAAGCUACUUUACCGAGACUCUGAGAAUUUCUUAUUCACUUUUGCCUUUCCUCCCCUCUCCUUCUUCCUUUCUUCCAUCCUGUCUUACCAUCUUCCCUUGUUAUCUUCAUUCCUUCUUUCCAUCCUGCCUAUUUAUGUUGCCAUGCUUGGACUUUUCAUAAAUUAAACCAAUGCACUAUGAUCCUUCUGGAAUUAUGAUCAUUUUAAGGGGGGAGUUAAUUAAGAUUACCAGAAAAUAUGUGGCAUCCAUAAAUUCUUCAUUAAAAAGGGCCUAUUUUUCAAGUUGUGUUUCUUCACAAAGUGAGAUAAUGUAUUAUACUUUUGUUUUUAAAAAUUUUCAUUAGGGACCCACGUCAUUGAUUCCUAGAAAAUUCAUCUGUGGCUGAUAUCAUUUCCUCAGCUAUAUAUAUUUAAAGGGAUAUAUAAAACUAGAUUAGAUUUUCUUUUUAAUCUAAGGCAUUUAGACCACAUUUUAAUGAUGGGUUAUUAUUUUAUUCUAUUGAAAUUUGAUAAUUUCCUUAUGUCAAGGAAAAAUAGCUGUAUUUUAUCAAGGAAAAUUAUCUUUCCAGAAGUUUAACACAUAUUAGAACUUGGUGCAUGAUUAUAAUAGUAAAUCCUAAGUAGCUGAAUCAGAGCAGUUUUCAGGGGAUGGAUCAGUAAGUCUUUCUUGGUGCAUAGAUUACAUAUCUAUUUCCCUUCAAUACAGAAAAGACAGACACUAAUUCUUAAAUUACUAUCCUGGCUCUUGUGCAAUAAGAUGUAAACUCCAUUUUAUAGGCAACAUGCAUGCGACUUAUUUUGCGGAGAGCUGUGUGAGAGAUGCAUUUUUAUUAAGCUGAUUGAAGUUACAAAAAAUACUGAAAUCUUUGUUCUUUAAUUCUGAUUGUUAUUUAAUUUACAGAAGUCUCUUACCACACUAACAGAUAUCUCUACUUCUAGCCUGAUUAUAAACAAACUUAAUACUCUACAAAUACUUAUGUAGAGACUUUGGGAAGCCUGCAGCUAAUUCCUUUGUAAAACUUUAAGAGAUUUGCAUUGGGUUAGACAUUGGCACAGUGGGUAAUAUACUUCCUAGGAUGACCACAUCCCAUAUCUGAGCACAUAGUUUUGAUUCCUGGCUCCACUUCUGAUUUCAGCUUCCUGAUAAUACACGUGUGAGGAGGUAGCAGGUGAUGGUUCAAGUACUUGAGUCCCUGCCACCAUGUGGGAGACUCAGGUUGAGGAGUUAAGCUCUUAACUUUGGUCUGAUCCAGAUCCAGCUGUUGCAGGCAUUUGAGGAGUAAGCCAGCAGAUAGAAGACUGACUCUCUCACUCUCUAUCUUUCUAUAUCUCUCUCUGUAAAAUAAGUAAACAUAAUAUUUAAAAAGGUGCUUGCCUUCAGCCUUUUCUGCCACACAGCUUUAAUUUUUCCAAGAUACCCAUUCACUUAGGGACAAGAGAAAACCUUAUUCAUAUAACUCCGAUCAACAUUUAGCUAAUAUACCCAAGUUAAAGCCAUAUUACUUAGCCACACAUGCAUUCAGUCAAUUUGCCAUGCCAUUUAUAACUUCUGUUCUAAACCCAAGGGAUAGAAAGAUGUACCAGGAAUGGGACAGAGGUCACCAUUCAUCUUGUGUUCUAUAGCGCAUAGAAUUAAAGUUGAUGCAGGCACCAGUGAUGUUCAUAGACAAACAGAGUCAGGGGCCUUUUAAAGAUCUUAUUCUCCUCUUUUAUGUUUCUAGUUAUCAUCCCAAAUCUUCUUAGAUCUGGACAGUAUGUGCUACUGCUCAUAGCAGUCCAUUUGUUGUCCCUAGCUACACCGAACAAGGCAGAUUUCUAAAUGUUUGCCACGUUAUGUCUAAUAACACCAACUGUUCCACAUCUUCCCCCAAUUAUUCACAUGGUACUAAGUUCCAUUACUCUUCCCCUCCUUUGCAAAUAAGUGGACCCAAAAGUAUUUUCUAAAGUUUUAGUCAAUUCAGUGAAGCUUAGCAAUCACUAUAGGUCAGUCAAUGGAAUUGGAGUCAGCCAAAGGGAAUUUCUCCCAAGCACUCAGAACCAGAGGAGUGAAAGCUAGCUAUGGAUUCCUUCACAUGGAUCACAGAGUCCUCUUCCUUUACGUUCUGCACUAUUUUUGGUGCUGCCAAAGUCAAAGUAAUUCUGACAACAGGAAGCAAGCUAUUGCUUAUGCCAUCCGUGAGAUUCCCACUUUGUCAAUUCAUAAAGCUCUUUAGCCCUUCCCUUUAUCCCUGCCUUCUCAAGAAUAAGACUUGUCCCCAUAUGGAAUAUGGGAAAAGAGUACUGAACAUUUUGAAAGUUCUGUGUACAUAGUAACUGUUUGGCUUUGAGAGUACCUUCCAUUCAUUCUGGGCUCACAUGUUUGUACCUAGUGAUGUUUGUGCUUAGACCAAAGGAGCAUCUUCCCUCCAUAGACUGAUUAGAUACUGUGCUUAGCAGCACAUGUUUUCUCUAAAGUUUUGUUCUCUCACCAUCAUUAUUCCUUCUGAAUAUCUUCAUUGUAUUAAUCAUUACUUAAUUACUAUUAGGGGUUCAGCCACUAAUAACUUCUAUUCAGGCUAACUGCAAUAGGAUCAAUCAGGUUUGAUCUGUACAUACUCUACAGGAAGCAGUAUGGCAUGGGGAUGAGUAAUUAAGCCUUCAUGGAGGAUAUGCAAUUCAGUAAAAAUCUUGAGUUGAUCCAUUAACUUGAUUUGGAAGUUGAAGAAAGAAUAUUUUGAUCACAACAGGAAAACACAGGCUAUAUUCAAGAGAAAAAAUAUUGCCUUGGUCAAACUGUCACAGACUCUGGAAUUUUCUGUUUACCAAGAGAAAAGCCUUCCCAAUAUUCAGGGUCAGUUGGAAGGAAAAGGCAUAGAGAAUACUAACUGCAUUGUUACCAGCUUCUACAUGUCUUCAUAAUUGGAAGAAAUGAUGAGUUGUCAAAAUCCAACAUGUACAGUAUGAAGUAGCCCUCCAUGAACUUGACUAUAACAUUAAAAAUCUGUGUUCCUGUUGGACCACAGUGUCAUCCUCCCUUCUUGGAGUGAAUGUUUAUGUCCUUUGAACUCCUCAAAGAGAAAAAGCAGAGCACCUCUUGUUCUUACGGAUUCUAGGUACACGAUUAGAAAGACUCUCCCAUCAUCUAUUCCACUGGCUCUAUAAUUCCCUUAGAGAUUCAUUAUGAACAGAUUGUCCAGACUCUGUUUAAAUUGCACUGUGUCAGGGAGCUCAUUUCCCCCUUGCACUUUGUUCCAAACACCCGCUGAUACUAAACAAAACCAGCCUUUGGGCCUGUGUUCUCUUUGGUUCCACACAAAACUAAUCUGAAGGACAUAAUAAAAUGUUGCUUCCUUCUUCCAUUUUCUUUCCAUAUAUAUUUUUGUUUGGGGGCAAUUCUUUACUUUUAUAUACAAGAAAAAAACUGAUUUCAGCUGAAGAUUAUAAAAAUCUUUCAACAUCCCUAAAGAAUCUAGAGGAUUUCCUGAGUUUGAUAUAUUAUAGUUUUUUAUUGUUGGUUGUACUCUUUCUCAGAAGACAUAAUGUUUGGACAGUUGUUCUAUAGCUUCAUAUCCUCUUCCAGUAACUAACCCCUGGACAGUACAGUCCAUUUAUCUGACCUGUUGAUGAUGACCUUAAAAAUAUUGUGAAAUGUCAGUUUGUUAGCUCUAGCUCUGACAAGAUAAAAGUCAAAAGCAAAAUAUAAUGGCAUUAUUGAAAUUUGUUACUUCUGGUCAGUUAUGUGCAAAGCAAUAUCACUCUCAAGGAGAAAGGGCUGUAUUGUGCUGUAGUUUAGAGAUGAGCAAAUUCUUUCUGCCACAGGUUGCUAUUUAGUUUAAGUAGUAUUCCACAAUCUUUGGGAAAACAGGAAUUGUGACUUCUUCUACCUCAGCUUUGAAUUAGCCCUGUAGGCAGAACUUGCCAUCAGUCUUCUGGGAAGGACCUGGGGGUAGCUUUCUGAGCUCUAAAAUAAUAAUUCCUAAGAGAGCUUACAAACUGCUUUCACACAUAAAACAGCCCUGGGAGGAAGGUUAUUAAUAGCCCUAUCCUAGAAGAGAAAGCUGAGGCUCAGCAUCGUUAAGUGACUUGCCAAAAGCAAUGCAGCUGGCAAGUGGCAGUUUUGGGGAUGUACUCAGAUCUUGCAAGUCCAGUGCUGUCUGCGAGCGGCCGCUCUUGGGGCUGAAAGUAACUUAGAGGACAUUAUAUACUUUUCAGACUACCCUGGCCCCUGUUAGAAGUCAUCCAGGAAAAUUUGCUUAGACAGUUUGGCUCUCAAUGGCAAGUCCACAUGUGUACUGCGCUGCUUGAGGUCAUUCAAAGCCUGCACCCAUCUUCUGUGUCCUCUGGUGGGAAGCCACUAGAUAUUCUGAUCAACACUGCAACUAAGUUGGUGAGGAAAGACCACCAAUGAGAACAAACAACUGGCACCAAGGCACAUUGCAGCACAUUUCCCCAGAGAGACUUAGUUUAUAUUUCAUUAACCGAAGCCUCCCUGGCACUGUCAGGUUCAGAAUACCGACUGAGACCACAUCACUUAGAAUUCGCUGGCACACAGGGGUGACUUGAUUCUGAAGACAAGCUUUUCUUUCGUAGGCCACAAUAUUUGCCCCCACAGCAGAACAACUGCUUAGGUAAACAAUGCAUAUCAGUCUUUCUCUUGGUUCACGUUUAUUGAUUGACCACCAAGAGUAUGUUGCUGCAACAGGGAUUUCUGAUUCCAUCAACCCAUGACCCUGAAAUGCCUGUGAACCAGUGCCCUGGGACUGAUGGCAUUUCUGAGAUUUGACCUUUGUCACUUGAGAGACUGCACUUCCUAGGCUGUUGUAACUUUGUGAUUUGUGUAUUUUCAUCACAAGGAAUUUGGUGUUUCCAGAAAACCUAAUUGGAAAACUUAAGCAACCCAAAGUUCUCUACACUGGAGUUCAAUAACAGGUUCCUGCCCUAAACUGUAUCCCCCAGGAAGCUGGGCCCCUCUGGAUUGUACUCUGGGCUUUUUACUUCCUCUUCUUCCUCCCUCCCAGUCGUUUGUUAGAAUCUGUGAACAGAAUGGAAAAACAAUCCUUUCUCCACCUUAAAUCACUUGCACUCAGUGUAAGAAACCUUAAAAAUGAGAUGAUCUAGUAAGGUCCUAGGCAUUGUUCCUCUUUUGUGUCUUCCACCUACCAACCAGUAUCAUUGGUCAUUUGCUUACUUCCUGGGAUUAAUAAAAGCCAAGUUACUUGCUAAUUGGGCUCUCUUGCCAUCCCCAUCUUCCCACAUGAAGAAGACAGGAGACACCAACAGGACCUGUAAAGUGGUGGCCUUGGCCUAGACCGCACAUGCAGAAACUAGUGAGGGGCCUUGUCUUUCUGUGAGGCUUGAUGAAUGCAACGGCCAGUGGGGCGGGGCAUGAUUCCCAUGGAUUAGGGUGGGUGCUCCAGCUUUUCCCACCUCCAAGAGUGGAUAUGAGGGAGGAGCCUGUUGAGCACUUCCCAGAGUAUUGUGCAAGUGCACCUGAGCAGACUCACAUGAGUAGAAAUGUGCUAUCUUCAUGGAAGGAAUAACAGGACAAUUAAAUGGUGAUUAUGAAGGUCGGGGGGAGCUUUAUUUUCAAAUACCUUUAUAAAUCAGACACAAGCCCUGAUUUAUCUUUACAUAGUCAAAAAACUAAGGGAAAAUUUUCUUCCCCUACUCUAUACAAUGUCAUUCUUCAGAUUUAGGAAAAAAUACAAUUCUGUUUAACACACACAAGGGCGCACGCGCGCACACACACACCACUUCCAAAAAAGCUGAUCCUCCAAAAAAGAAAUCUUAUUUUAAAACACUUGGGUUUUUCAGGCCAGGAAAUUAAUAAUUCCUAGACCUGACCCAUUUUUGAAGCUGGCAAAAAGCAAAGAAAAAGCUAUUUAAAUUUUGUAUGGAUCCAUUUAUCUCUUUAAAUAUGCCAGAGCAAUUUGAGGUGGGGGUGGAAAUGAAGGUAUUUAUCUCUCUUGCUUGGUUCCCUCUUAUAUUUUUAUCUGUCAAGAAAAGGAUAAAGAACUAUUCUUGGGCUGUGAUUAUUGACUCACGGUGUUGCCAUUCUGGAUGGUACCUGCUUUGCUUCACGGUGAGGCACAGUAAUAAUAGUUGCUUUCUUGACUUUUUUCUACGCGAGGAGGAAAUAUUAAGUCUGAAUGUCUUUCCUCACCAAAUUAUUUGACUGUGUAUCUGAACUAGUUUAGAAAAUGCAAAAUUUGGGGGAAGAGUUAGUUUCUCUUUGACACAUUUCUGCUUUUUUUCUUUCCUUGGAUCUUAAAUGUAAAACCAGAACCAAAGCAAAAAACAAGCCAGUACUGUCUCGUCGUUCUCUUUCUUUUUGGCAGUGGUGUCACUCACUCUGUAAUUAUCAACCAGAAAAUGGAGAAUAGCUUAGCCAGGUUUUGAUGCAUCUGCCCCAUGUAUUUCAUUCCUUUUCAUACAGACUGAGAGGGAAAGAGAUUUUUAUCAUUUAAAUUUCAAUGAUAGAAAUGCUCUCAUAUUUUAGCUUUGAAAUAAUAAAAGAAGUUGAUAUUUAGGAAAUGUUUGCAUUGUACUAAUCAUGUACUUUAAAAAAAAAAAGUCUGCCUAAUUUCUAAAAGAGGGUCAAGUGCAUCAACAUAUCAGGGUUACAUUGCCAAAAAAAAAAAUCAGAUCCCACACUAGGCAACAGAUUGAAACUUCUAGCCAGCAUAAAUUCUGAACCUCAAUGGAAAAGAGAGAGAGGACCCUAGGAACCAAGUCUUGUCAGCAGUUUGCUGUAGUGAAGUAGCAACAAAAUCAUUUUUAAAUGACUAUCUUUUCCUUUUACUGCCCCCCCUUUUUCUCUUGGGAAAGCUGAUGAGCAAAUUUUCCAAGACUUCUCUCCUUAUCCAACAAACUUUCCCUCCAAAAAUCUGAAUCGUAUCCCCAUCUUUUUGAAGAAACCAAAGAGUACAAUUAAAAGAUGAUUGUCUGAUUCUUUACCAUGAAUGAAAUUCAUCAAGUAUUUUAGUAGUCCUUAAGCAAAAACUUAAACUUAGAUGCAAAACUCUUACAGCUAGGUGUCACAAUGCACAUUUACAUGUUCACCAUACAGUGAAUUGCUUUUAGUUUUUGCUUUUGCUUUUAACCUGUACCUUUAUCACUACUGUAACAGGUUUGUGGCUUCUCUUUCUGUACUGCUAAGAAUGGGAAUAUGUGCAAUUAUGAGAGGUACAGAAAAAAAAAAAAACUCUAAGUAGCAAAUCUGUGCCAUGAAGUAGAUGUGACAGGAAGACACAGGGCCUGAGCAUAGUAAUUUUCCCUGAGCCACACACACAUGCUUUUAUUUCAUGGCUUUAUCACAGGCUUUUCUCCUUCUGUGCCGUCACCUUUGAGAGAAACGACUGCACCUUCUCCAAGUCUGCCUUUUUAACAGCUACAGUCGAGUUGGCAAGUCUUCCCCAGCUCUGAAUAUAGCCAUUUGCCGACUUCGGCCUCUUUGUGAGACUGACUCAAAUCUGUGAUCUUCUGUUCAGCAUACACAUCAGCAAAGUGAGAAGAUGAACACUAAAUAUAGGCUGUAUUAACUUUACUUUUAGAUUUACUGCCUUCAAAAAGUGCCUAUUCUGAGAAACAUAAACGUUAUUCCUACAUAUGUAUGUACACACGGUACCCAGAGUCAUACUGUUAAGCGUCCAAAAACAUACCAUCAGAAGGAGGAUGUGCUGAAAUAAGGAAAGCUUGCCAAGUGGAAGAAAGUCCCUCGUUCCAGUGUCCCCUUGCAAGUGGCUACCAUGUAAUGGGCUGCUGGCGCAUCCCACUGCAUCCCUUGCUGAUCCAGCCACUUUACGUUUCUCUUCUACUGGAGGGUGGCAUAUUGCUGAGGUUUCCUGUACUCUGCUGCAAGGUGAUAUAUACUUUAUAGAGUUGGAACAACCAUUCAGGAAGAAAAAAUGCUUGAGAGAGGUAAUGGAGCCAGGAUCUGUAUUGCGAUAUGUAUCAUACUGUGUGUUUUACAAACUAAGCAUUGGUGGGUUUAGAGUGUCAGCACGUUUCCUCCCCUUUUAUCUCCCAGGCUAACAUCAGAGAAAACUAAAGAAAAUUCCUGGCUGUGAGAAUUGGAGGCUUAGGAGGCCAAAUGUCCCUGCCAGAUCCUGAGAGCAUUUUUACUUUGACUCCUAAAAAUAGUAGCCCAUGCUAUCUGACGACUUUUGUUUCUAUUGGUCUGUCACUGACGGGAGUGCUGUAGACACUACCAAAGGAGCAGUAGCACUGCCUUGAAUGGUGGACUCUUACCCAGUGGUAGUACUAGCAGAGAGUCCAGGUAAAUAGGACGAGGUAGACAGUACAUGAUUGAAGAAGGGUUGAAGGGAGGACGUGGUUCCAAAAAAGAUCCUUCUCAAUGUGUCGUCUGACUCAACCAGCUGGCAGAGUACACUUGCCAAGUCGUUCCCUUUCCUUCUAAGUCGUUUGACUCCACAUUCACUUGAACAUGCCUCCUUUAGGGAAAACCGAGAAACUUCCACUCAGCCUUUCCCCAAGGAAGUCUUUGGUGUCCUCUUGGUCCAUCUUGGUUUCACCAGAUGGAAGUAAAGGGGGGAAAGCUAACAAGAUGGAAUCCAUGCAUUGCAGUCAGCCACUCUCCUGUUUUCCAUCUAGAAAGCACCAUUACAUUGACUACAGGUGAAGGGAGCAGACAUCACUACGUCGUAAUUUCAGAGUAAUAACUAUCCUGCUUUAGACAUCAUCAUUUUCAGACCAGUUGACCCUUUUGAACAAAGAGUGAUACUCUUCACUAAAAACGUCUGCUCUUGCUGUUGAUGUUCCUUUUCUGUGUCUGCCUUUUACAACGUCAGCACUAGUCAUUUUCUGUUUUUUUAGAGAAUUAGAUUUGUGUACUGGUAAAGAGUUAAACCUCUGUGCUGUCAUAGGGCUUUGACAGAUAGUUUUCCUCCUUGUAAACAAACAAAUGGACUGGGAAAGACACAAAAUGGCCUUUCUUUAGUUUCAUGAUGAUUGUGACCAUAAGAGAUAGUUUUACAUGUCAAGACUAAAUGGUGUUUGCAGUGGAUAGAUCAAGAGAAGCAGGUGGGGGGUAGGGACAGGAAGAAGCCAAGUUGUCUGUAUUCUAGAUGCAUUUACUAAAAGCAGGCACUUUCUACUAGCUAAGCACAAUCAGAGCCCAGUGUGAUCAGCUGCUAGUGUGAAGAUCCUUCCCUGUCUCAGGGAAAGCCACACAAAAACACAUAGGGAUGUCUUUGCUCACAUGUGUGAUACUGACAGAGCCAUGAUACUCCUACAAUAUAGAGGGUUUUUGUUAUUUUAUUCUUAGCAAAUUAUAUUCAUUCACUACAUCAUGAACCAUCGCUGACAUAUCCAAAAUAGUGUAUGUGGUUUCUUAUGAAAAUAAGAGAAUAAAACCUGUUAUAAGCAAGUGAUUUGGGUAUUUUCUUUUGUAUUUAUACAUUAUUCAGCUAUGUUAAAACAUGUUUCUAUUUGUAUCAAUUUUCUCUGUCAAUUAUGUUUUUCAAAUUCUCUAGAAAAAUAGAUCUGAAAAUCACAUUUCUUUUUCUGUAAAAUGACUGCAACUACUUUAUUAUGUUUAGAAAUCCAAUAAACUUCUUAUUACACAUA
Oryctolagus cuniculus (rabbit) is the source of this 16304-nucleotide messenger RNA. It is a transcript of the gene LPP, whose product is annotated as LIM domain containing preferred translocation partner in lipoma. Gene Ontology annotation, cellular component: focal adhesion; stress fiber. Gene Ontology annotation, biological process: cell-cell adhesion. The record is from RefSeq and is a predicted model, not a curated record. NCBI's taxonomy places the organism in Eukaryota, Metazoa, Chordata, Mammalia, Lagomorpha, Leporidae.